Messenger RNA from Elaeis guineensis (African oil palm), 2599 nucleotides. Lineage: Eukaryota; Viridiplantae; Streptophyta; Magnoliopsida; Arecales; Arecaceae. The record is from RefSeq and is a predicted model, not a curated record.
AAGAGACUCUUUGCAGUCAGGCAAAAUGGCUGAUGUGCUUCUCUCAGCCUUGCUACCGGUGGUGAUGAAGAAGGCAGCCGACCGUCUUCUCCAACAGUUUGGAGUGAUAUGGGGCAUGGAAGAGAAGCUAGAAAAGCUGGAAAGAACACUAUCGGCAUUCCAGUCCGUACUUGGGGAUGCAGAGCAGCGGCAAGUCAAGGAUGCAGAUGUGAAGAGGUGGUUGGCAGCGCUGAAGGAUGCAGCCUACGAAGCAGACGACAUACUGGAUGAGUUCAAUGUGGAAGCAAUGCGGCGGAAGACAGAAAUUCAGAUCGAUAUGUCAAAAAAGGUGCGCAGCUUCUUUUCUCUUCACAAUCCAGUUUGGUUUCGCUUUAAGAUGGGGCAGAAGUUGAAAGAAAUUGUCCAGAAAAUAGAUGAAAUCGCAGCUAAGAGAAAUAGAUUUGGUUUCACAGUCACAGCCCAACCACAAAACAGGGAUAGGCCACAGACCCACUCCUAUUUUGAUGAGUCAAAUGUCAUUGGUAGGGAGGAAGAUAAAAAAAAAAUAGUGAAGUUGUUGCUUGAUCAUGAUCGCAACCAGAAUGUUGCCGUCCUCCCCAUAGUUGGUAUGGGUGGACUGGGUAAGACCACACUGGCCCAAUUCGUUUACAGAGAUGAGAGGGUGGUGGAGCAUUUCGAGCUGCUCAUAUGGGUCUGUGUGUCGGAUGAGUUCGAUGUUGCAAAACUUGCUAAAGCAGUAAUAGCUUCAGCUACAGGAACUGAGUGUCAAGAAUCAAACAUGGAGUUGUUACAACGCCGCCUUCGAGAAGUUCUAAGUGGGAAACGGUAUUUACUUGUAUUAGAUGAUGUUUGGAACGAGGAUCAAGCAAAGUGGGAUGAGUUAAAAACUUUACUAGGAACUGGUGGAGAAGGGAGUAGGAUUAUCGUGACUACACGAAGUGAGCGGGCAUCAUCCAUAAUGGGUACACUCCCCACUUAUCACCUACUAUAUUUGACUGAGGAUGAUUCCUGGACAUUGUUUAGGAAGAGAGCAUUUGAAGAGGGAGCAGAAGUGCCUCCAACUCUGGAAAAAAUUGGAAAGGAGAUUGUCAAGAAAUUUGGUGGGUUACCUCUAGCAGUGAAGACACUAGGGAGCUUAAUGCAUUCCAAAAGCGAGGAAAAGGAAUGGUUGUCCGUGAGGGACAGCGAGAUUUGGAAGAUGCAGGUUGGUGAAGAUGGAAUCUUACCAGCACUAAGGUUGAGCUACACUCAUUUGCCUUCACAUUUAAAACAAUGCUUUGCUUUUUGUGCCAUAUUUCCGAAGGAUUAUGAGAUGGAAAAGGAUCUGUUGAUUCAACUAUGGAUGGCUAAUGGAUUCAUUCCAUCCGAUGGAAAAAAGGAGCUGGAGGACAAAGGGCACGAGAUUUUUAAUGAGUUGGCUUGGAAUUCCUUCUUUAAGGAUAUCAAGGAAGUUGAGGAAUAUAAUGAGUACACUGUUCACAGAUUUAGGCAUAAACUUUAUCACACAACAACUUGCAAGAUGCACGACCUCAUGCACGGCCUGGCACAAUCCAUUAUGGGGAAUGAAUGCCUUAGCACGGUGGACCCUGCCACGUUGGAAAAUAUAUCUGCGAAAACCCGUCACUUACGUACAUAUUAUGAUGUCCCACUGAAUAAUUAUCCAAAUAUUCACACUCUCCUAUCACGGACAACGGUGGCGGAUUCAUCAAAGCCGACGUCAUUGAGAGCAUUGGGUGUACAUCAAUAUGAAAUGAGACGAUUGCCUAUUUCAAUUGGAUUUCUGAAACACCUAAGAUACCUGGACCUCUCUCGUACUGAUAUAAAAGCAUUACCUAAUGCCACCAGCACGCUUUUCAAUCUACAAACUCUGAAACUCUCUCACUGCUGGAGUCUACAAAAGCUGCCCAAAGACAUGAGAAAUAUGAUUAGCCUGAGGCAUCUCUGCAUUGACCGAUGUGAUAGUCUGAAGCAUCUGCCAGCAGGUAUAGGGCAAUUAAGCAGCCUGCGAACAUUGACGAAAUACAUUGUAGGCAAUGAUGCUGGAAGGCGUAUAGGUGAGUUGAAUAGCUUAGAUCUCGGUGGCUUUCUAGAGCUGUAUAACCUGAGGAAUGUGAGGGAUGCAGCAGAUGCGGAAUAUGCUAAUCUCAGUUCCAAACAUAACCUUCGCUCAUUAAUAUUAUGCUGGGAUAUGAUUGCGUGGAAUGCCCCUUAUUGUUAUGAUUGUGAAGAUGUUUUGCCAACCAGAAAUGCUGAAGAGGUGUUGGAAGCCCUUAGACCUCCUGUUGGCUUAAAGUUGCUGGCAAUUUGGCGCUAUGGGGGAGACAGAUUUCCAACGUGGAUGAUGGACCUGCGGCAGUUAGUUGAAAUCCAUCUUGGAGUUUGCACAGGUUGCGAACAUAUCCCGCCUUUGUGGCAGCUACCUUUCCUUAAAUUUCUCUACUUGAUUAAGAUGGAUAGCGUCAAGCACAUCUGCAGCAGCACCAUCUACGGCAAUGCAAGUAAUGGCACAGUACAAGCAUUCCCCUCAUUGCAGAAACUAGUGUUGGAUACGAUGAAGAACUUGGAGAACUGCUUAGGAUCAUUGAUUGCCCAAAUUUGA